Molecule: messenger RNA, 2267 nt
Organism: Gastrolobium bilobum
Lineage: Eukaryota; Viridiplantae; Streptophyta; Magnoliopsida; Fabales; Fabaceae
Exons: 7
Coding region: 81-1055 (324 amino acids)
Source: RefSeq, a predicted model, not a curated record
UACCGAAUGGAGGGAGCGAGUGAACUAUAUAUAUAUAAAAAUAUUGAAUAAUUAAGCAAGAGAGGGUAGCAACGAUUAGAAUGAGCUGCGAAGGCGAAGCAGAAUAUUUCUGCAAGGACUUCGAUUGGGAAGAACUAAGAGCAGAGGUGGAAGCAAACCCUUGCUUUCGCUACCACUUUGAUUCCCUUUCUUCUUCUUAUUCAACACAAUCACCGUCACCAUCUGCAGAAUCAGAUGUACAAGCUUGGAAGCAAUUUCACAUCCGUCAUGCCUCCGGGAAAUUCUUCAAGGAGAGGCGCUACUUGUUAAAGGAGUUCCCAGAACUACUUUCCUGUCCCCCAUAUUCUAAGCUCUUAGAAGUGGGUUGUGGCAAUGGCAGUACUGUGCUUCCUAUACUUAGGGCCAACAAAGAUGUGAUUAUUUAUGCAUGCGACUGUAGUAAUGAGACUCUUGAGAGGGCUAAAGAGUUUAUAAGUGCCACCACAGUUGCCUCUUUGAUGCAUCGUUUCCAUACUUUCUGUUGUGAUCUUUCCACUGAUGGAUUCCCAAACUGGUUGGCAUGCAACCCUUGCCAAGAUAAAUUUUUACAAAAGCAGUCAAACUGUUUGUCAGAUGUCAAAGAGGAUAAUGGACUGCAUUUUACCAGUCCAUAUUCAUCGGAAGAAUGUGACUCUUGUGUUGGCGGAGUAGAUUUUGUAACAAUGAUAUUUACUCUAUCAGCAGUACCACUGGAAAGGAUGCCAAGGUCCAUCACGGAGUGUUUUACUGUGUUAAAACCUGGAGGCAUGGUUUUAUUUAGGGACUAUGGUCUCUAUGAUAUGACCAUGCUUCGAUUUGAGUCAGACAAGAAAGUGGGAUUCAGGGAAUACAUGCGGUCAGAUGGAACACGAUCAUAUUUCUUUUGUUUGGAUACUGUACGGAACCUAUUUUUGUGUGCAGGCUUCACUGAGCUCGAGCUUGAUUACUGUUGUGUUAAGUCUGUAAAUCGCCGGAAAGGGAAGAGUAUGCGAAGAGUGUGGGUUCAUGGGAAGUUCCAGAAGCCUGCACUGAAUUAGUUAUUAAUAAUCUGUCUUGGCGUGCUUUGUGAAGUCGGAAGAAAAUGUACACAUAUUUGUGUUUAUCAUGGAUUGUUUUUAGCUACGCUGAAGAUUGUAAAAGAGAGACAGCUAGAAAAGACUUGUGAAGAACUUUGUUGUUUCUGUAUUCCUUUAUUUUCUCUCCUAAAUUUUGGUGUGUUGAGAAUCUGAAAUUGUUAUUAUUAGAAAAGAAAGUAUAGAAGAUCUCUUGGGCUUAGCAAAAUAACCGGUGAACCUAUACCACAUUUAGAACCGACCCGAAUUGAACCAAAAAAACCGGUUUUUCAAACCAAAUCAUAAACCAAAACCAUUUUUAAUAUUUUAAAAUAAAUCACUUAUGAACUGAUUCUAAAUUUAUUUGUAAAGUAGAACCCUAAUUUUUUCACUUACGAAGCCAAUCUCGAAAUUUACCAUUGAGGUUGUUGUUCUACCAUGUAUCAUUGAGAUUACGAGUGUGCAUUGCUUACUCUAGCUCUCCACUCCCUUCAUCUUCAACUUUAAACCCCGUCAUUGUGCCAUCUGAAGUCGUUCGUUGUGGUAAGUUGUUUUUUUUUCAUUCAGUUUUCGUUAUGCAAUCCUUAAACUGAUUUAGGGAUCUAGGUAUUAAUUAUUAAAUUUUGAGGGUUUUUGAUUUCUGAACAAGUAGGGUUUAUUUUCUAAUUUGGGUGUUAUCUAAGUCAAAAUUUGUAGCCACUUGAUGCUACAAUAUUAGGAUUAUUUGAGGCAUUUUGUUAGCUUUACAUCCAAAAUAUGUUUUGAACUAUAUAGGCGCUGGGUCACUUUGAUUUGGUUCGGGUCAUAUCUUCCUAUUAUAUAAUUAUCUAGAUUAAAGCAAUUUCAGGUUUUCUUAUGGACCACUCUUCUAUGUAAAUUGGGAAUAUGAUUGCAUUUCUUGUUGGAUAGUGAUACAAUCAGGCCCAAGACGCACAAAAGGGACCAAGCAAGACGGGUAUGGAUCCAAGAUAAGCAAGGCCCAAAUGCUUCAGAAGAGCAGCUCUCAGAUAAUGCCAUGUCAGCAGUAGGAAGUCACAAGAAUACCCCUUAACUGACUAGUGCAUGCUGGGCCAUGAGUUGGUUAUAUAGAGCGUGGGAAGGAAUGGAGAGGGGAGGUUGAAUAUGGGAGAAGCAAGUGCUUAGGAGAGUGUGGGACCUCUAUAAUUGUCUCACUGUUAUCUUUUCAUUUCCAUUGUA